Anopheles maculipalpis is the source of this 1322-nucleotide messenger RNA. RefSeq names its product protein PRRC1-like. The record is from RefSeq and is a predicted model, not a curated record. NCBI's taxonomy places the organism in Eukaryota, Metazoa, Arthropoda, Insecta, Diptera, Culicidae. Gene Ontology annotation, biological process: activation of protein kinase A activity. Bases 28 to 1224 code for a protein of 398 amino acids. The transcript has 6 exons. Gene Ontology annotation, molecular function: protein kinase A regulatory subunit binding. Gene Ontology annotation, cellular component: cytoplasm.
UCCACCAGCUGCAAAACAAAAAGCAAAAUGAAAGAAGUUACACCUAAAACUCGUAACAUCCUAUCGAACGUGAAUCCACCGUCCGAGCUUCCCAGCUUCAUUACGGCGAACGUGGCAACAGCUGGUACGGAGAGUGUCCCACCAUCAGCCACCAGCAGCAAUCCCGCAGCCAUUGUCGAUGAUUCAGCGAAAAAAGAUGAAACCGAACCAUUCAUACCGACGAAAUUUAGUCCGGCCAUACCUGCCAGCAAGGAUACGUCGCAAUUUACCGCCGAACAAGCAAUGGCUGCGGCCGGUGUGCUUCCAGCCGAACCGAUACCGGAACCAGUGGGACGGGACUUUGCAAACAUGAUACUGAAUCCGGAACCGGUUGCAGCGGCGCUGAGUCCUAUCACGCAGGGUGGAUCGGCAUUGUUCGGGUGGAUGAAGGGUGCCGUAUCGGGUAGUGGUAUUCUCCAGAAGGUGGCCGAAAAGGCAAAGAGCUCGGUCGACACGAUCGUUACCACGCUGGAUCCACAAAUGAAGGAGUACAUCAAUUCUGGUGGAGACACGGAGGUGAUCGUGGCAUCGGACAAGGACGAUAAGGUGCGUCCGGUACGGGAAGCAUUUCAGAACGUAUUUGGUAAAGCCACCAUUAUUGGGCUACCUGCUCAAGCGGUUGGCAUUGCGGCCCAACCAGUCGGUUUUGCGGCUGGACUGAAGGGUGCGGAACAUCGCAUCAACAGUAUUCGGGCCGAAAAUCCUCGUGUGGACGAUCAUCUCCCGGUGGUGGCGGUAGAGAAUUUCGUCGUAGAACUAUUCCCCGAACAAUGGUUCGAGGCUGGUGCGAUCGUAUUGUUUGAUUAUGCGAAAAACAUUCUCCUCAAAACGGUCACACAGAUGACGCCUAUCCCGUUGCCCGUCAUCGCAGCACUGCAAGCCGAUACGCCGGACGAUUAUGUGCUGAAGGAUACGGGAUUUGCUACCACGGUCGGUAGCGUUAUGGCAAGAAAUUUGAAUACCUCACACACCGAAUGGCAUCGGUCGUACACAUCGGUUUCCCGCUCCGAGAUGAUAUUGACCGCGGCAAAAACGAUAGCGACACUCUACAAACGAGCCGUACUCGACUACGAACACACAGUAGCAGCAGCAGCAGGAACCGCAUCCCAGCAGGAUCCGAUGCAGGUGGACAGCAGCGUCAUCACCGGCGGCGGCGGCGGCCAUGGUCCCGAACCGGCGGAAUAAGAAUUAAUGUUCACCAUCAUUAAGGCUUGCCACUGUAAUCACUACUAAACGGAUGACUGAAGCGGAUGGACAAACAUGAAUUAAGCACAUUAGAGAAA